Molecule: messenger RNA, 541 nt
Organism: Ceraceosorus bombacis
Lineage: Eukaryota; Fungi; Basidiomycota; Exobasidiomycetes; Ceraceosorales; Ceraceosoraceae
Source: the annotation of a GenBank genome assembly
AUGCAGGGCCUUCGCAAACCUUGCAGUCCCAAGUAUAAAUAUCAUGCUCCUGACAACAGCAGCCUGUCUUUCGAGAGCUCCAAGAGCGAGGGUGAGGCUUCGGGCGACAGCAGCCUCCUCUCCGUAAACGGAGGAAUGAUCCAAUUUGGAUCCAUCUUCUCGCAUACCUCAAUGCCAGUAAGCUUCACCUCAGAUGCAAGCCGCGUUGAGAAUCACAGAGGAUCGGCCAACAUGGCCAAAACCAAGAUUCCUAAGCUUGCUAAGAAAGGAAAAGGUCAUCAGAUUGACCUCAUCAAAGAGGUGAGUUUGCAAGAUCAACGCAAUUGGCCUAGAUCUGUGCCGCGCUUCUCGGUUGUUUCUAAGCUGCCAGAUUUGAUCUCACGAUCCCCACUGUUUGCUCACACGGCCUGUCCUCACCACCUCAGAUUGCUGAUCAGAGCUCCAACAAGCCCAAGGAGAUGACGGUGAGUGCAAUCAACAAUUUGAUGUGCAUCUGUUUAGACUUACACAGGCCUUUCUCACCACCUCAGAUUGCCGAUGA